Molecule: messenger RNA, 914 nt
Organism: Callorhinus ursinus (northern fur seal)
Lineage: Eukaryota; Metazoa; Chordata; Mammalia; Carnivora; Otariidae
Gene: NKG7
Product: natural killer cell granule protein 7
Cellular component (GO): plasma membrane
Source: RefSeq, a predicted model, not a curated record
UUCUGAACCACCACCCAAACCACUGAUGGUGUGACACCCUCCCCACCACACACUGUGAGGGGAACCGGACCUCUCUGGGGGGAGGACGUUGUCGGGGCAACCAGGAAGGGAGGGUGGAGGGCAAGAUGCAUCUGCCCGGAACUGCGCGAAACCAAACCGGCCUGGUUUUAGAGUCUUAAAGGCUUCUCUUUCUUGAGCUCAGAGGACCCAAGGGUCCAGAUCACCAGUCUCUUCAUCCCCAGGACGCAGACACCCAGUCCUCACCUCCAUGGAGCUCUGCCGGUCCUUGGCCCUACUCACUGGCUCCCUGGGCCUGGUGUCCAUCCUGAUUGCUCUGAGCACGGAUUUCUGGUUCGUGGCUGCGGGGCCCAGCUUUUCAUUACACUCGGGGCUCUGGCCAAAGUUUGGCACCGAAGUACCAGGCUACAUCCGCGUGACGCAGAGCCUCAGCAUUCUGGCCACCCUGUGGGGACUGUUGUCGGUGAUCUUCCUGAUCAUGUCCUGCAUCCCCUCACUGUCCAUUCGAGGCCACCCGUUCCUCGCCUCUUCCAUCAUGGCUUUCGCUGCAGCCAUUUCUGCAGUGGUGGCCAUGGUGGUCUACACCAGCGAGCGGUGGAACCAGCCUCAGCACUCCCAGAUCCAGACCUUCUUCUCCUGGUCCUUCUACUUGGGCUGGGUUUCAGCUGUUCUCUGGCUCUGUACAGGUAGCCUGAGUCUGGCUGCUCACUGUGGUCGCCCCCGGCCUGGCUAUGACACCUUGUGAGCCGGAGGCGAGACAGGCAGGAUGAAGCACUACCGCGGAAGCUCUCACCAGGAGCCGCAGGCCCCCACGGCCCUCCCUCUAGCCCUUACCCCCAGCCCUGCCGCCACCCCUCCAUUUGUUUCUUCAUCCAUUCAACAAGAAUUUGCUGGGA